This is a messenger RNA of Aureobasidium subglaciale EXF-2481, 1212 nucleotides long. RefSeq lists its product as uncharacterized. The record is from RefSeq and is a predicted model, not a curated record. Bases 1 to 1212 code for a protein of 403 amino acids. The transcript is spliced from 2 exons. Lineage: Eukaryota; Fungi; Ascomycota; Dothideomycetes; Dothideales; Saccotheciaceae.
AUGGCUGAAACCAAGCUUCCUACUCGCUGGAUAGAGACAUCUGACGGCUUCAUUCCUGCCCCCGAGGAUCAACAACCUACCAGCAUCCUUCACAAAGCAGUCCUUGAUGCUGUCGAUAACUUCAAGAUCACUUCAUUCGACGCCUGGGAAUUGCCAGUAACUGUGACCAUCGGCAAGAAAUGGAUUGUCAGUACUUGGGAGUGUGCACCUGAUCCCGACAGCUUCAAGUUCAAGUUCGGCCAGCGAGACUGUCAAGGCCGCACAUUGGCAACUCGGAUCCGCAAAUACCAAAUCCAAAGAGGCUGGUGGGCCGCAAACAAGAAGCACUUCGCUCUUCUUCAACUGCCUGCCGAGUUGAGAAGUGAGAUCUACCGCUACGCAGCUCCCCAAGACGCCAUCGAGCCAUAUGUCGGCCAUCGCGGACGUGGCCACGGCAUCCCCUACAUUAAAGACUGCAACGAGAUGGUCUCCAACUUACUCAAGUGCAACAAGGUCAUCUCUCAGGAAAUGCGCGACCACAUGUUCCUUCACCUACCCCUACUGAUCAAUCAUCACAAGCUACUCAGAAAGACCCUCCACGAAAACAUCGACUUCCCUCGCCAUCAACUGACACGUCUUACUCUGUGCUGCCGCACUCAUGAAGACUUCUUCAAAGUGUUUGGUCUCCGUGGCAGAAGCAUCAUCAGCGACGAAGCUAUCGUCGUGGUUGGUAGUGGAGAAUCCCCCUGGUCCCUCCACCGCGACAAGCUACCCUGCAUCAAGAAGUUCGAAAUCAUCAUGCCGUCUCGCGAAACACUACAGGAAUGGAUCGUGAACACAAACUGUCAGACCAAAACAGUGACGAUGUUGCUCGAGAUCAUGUGGCCGUACGUCAAAGGUCAGCCCGUUGUCCUUGGCGGCAUGAUCAAGAAGUGGCAGAAGAAACUCUGGGAGGUAAAGGCAGCUCAGGCUCACGAAGAGUACGAGAAGCUGUAUGCCGAUACAGAAGAUGGCGGCGUGAAGGUUACUCAAGAGGAUAUUGACAAAUUCAAAGGCAAGGAGGACAAGAGUGACGAGGAAGAGGAUCUUAUCAGCUUUGAGGAAGAGGAAGAGGUAUUCGAGUACCAUCUUCCCUUCUUCUGUGAAUGUCAUCCUUCAUGCCUGUUCGGCGACUGGACUGAUGAGGAUCACAUCAAGGACAACGAGAAGACUGAGGAAGGAGAAGUUCAUUGA